Messenger RNA from Candidozyma haemuli, 1497 nucleotides. RefSeq lists its product as uncharacterized. Gene Ontology annotation, molecular function: pyridoxal phosphate binding; carboxy-lyase activity. Lineage: Eukaryota; Fungi; Ascomycota; Pichiomycetes; Serinales; Metschnikowiaceae. The coding region runs from base 1 to 1497 and encodes 498 amino acids. The record is from RefSeq and is a predicted model, not a curated record. The transcript has a single exon. Gene Ontology annotation, cellular component: cytoplasm. Gene Ontology annotation, biological process: carboxylic acid metabolic process.
AUGGCCAUUGAAUCCAAUCUCGAGUCGAAUAGAGUGAAAGAGUUGGACGAGCUCCUUUCUAUCAUCCACCCGAAAAUUGUGCUGUACGUGGCACAAGCAGACCCAAACUCUUCAGAGUACAAGCAGGAAUCGCUAGGUACUUAUCACGAGCCGCAAGCGUUGAAGAAAGUCUUCACUGGCAACGAUGCCAUUUUCAAGAAGGGAUUGAAACACUCGCAAGACGAGCUUUUUGAACAGAUUGACAAUGUCCUCAAGUACUCUGUGAAUACUUGGAACCCUGGGUUCUUGGAUAAGUUGUAUGCUUCCACUAACCCAAUCGGAGUUAUCAGUGACAUCAUCUUGUCGGUGUUGAACACCAAUUCUCAUGUGUAUACCGUCUCCCCAGUAUUAUCUGUGUUGGAGAACUAUAUGGGAAAGAAGUAUGCUAGGUUCUUUUGGGAAGAGAGCGCCACAGCUGGUGGUCUUACGUUCUCUGGAGGCUCCUGGUCCAACAUCACCGCCAUGCACAUGGCCAGGUCACUCAAGUUCCCCGAAACUAAGCUCGAAGGUAAUGCUGGACGCAAGUUUGCCGUCUUCUCAUCGAAGCACUGUCAUUACUCCGUGGAAAAGGCUGCUAUCUUACUUGGUAUGGGUCAGAAGAGCGUUUUCAAGGUUGACAUAAAUAAAGAUGGCACGAUGAAGCCCGAGGCACUUGAUCAGGCCAUCGAGAAAGCGAUCCAGGAUGGAUAUACGCCAUUUUUCAUCAAUGCAACUGCAGGUACCACCGUGUUCGGGUCGUUUGACGAUUUAGAGGCAAUUGGUCCCAUUGCCAAAAAACAUAACUUAUGGCUUCAUGUGGAUGGGUCAUGGGGCGGAAAUGUCGUCUUCUCCGAGGAGCACAAGCGUAAGUUGAAGGGAGUAAAGUUUGCCGAUUCGGUUACCGUCAAUCCUCACAAGAUGCUAGGCACACCUACCACCUGCUCCUUCUUACUUGUGCAAGAUGUGCGUCAUUUCCAGACGGCUAACUCUCUCAGUGCGCCAUAUUUGUUCCAUGGAAGAGACAAUGACGAAGAAAACCACGACUUGGCUGACGGUACCAUGGGAUGCGGCAGAAGAGCUGAUUCGUUCAAGUUUUAUUUGACAUGGUUGUAUUACGGAGAAGAUGGGUUGCGUGAACGUGUUGACCAUGCUUUUGCCAUUGUUGAUUACUUCAAAGAGAAAAUCUCCUCCGUGCCUGGAUUUGAAUUGGUGGUUGCAGUGCCCCAGUGUUUGCAGGUAUGCUUCUACUAUCGUCCAACAGGAUACGAUAAAACCAGCCUUACGGACGUUACAAGGUACGUAUCACGCGAGCUACACAAGAGAGGUAAAUACCUUGUGGACUUUUCGCCUGAUACAUCUAACGAUACCAAGGGAGAGUUUUUCCGUGUGGUAUUCAAUUCACCCAUUCUCACUGAUAAAGUGGUGGACGAUUUGGUGGAGAGUAUCGUUGCUAUUGGCAAAGAGUACCAGGACAAUUAG